AUGAAGCAGGAUAGGCUCUGGGUUAAGUGGAUGCAUACCUACUAUAUACAUCAGAGAGAUUUCUGGACCAUGCCAGUUCCUAAUGGCCUUACUUGGUCAAUGAGGAAAAUUUGGCAUCAAAGGGAAUUGUUGUUGCAAGUUGGGGAUGGAAGUCAGUUUGUGGUAGCUGGUAAAUUCAAGAUUCAUAAAGCUUACAAGCAACUGCAUCAGAGUGGUGUUCAGGUGCCCAGGAAAAGACUGAUCUGUAAUAGUAAGGCUAGCCCUAAGAGUACAUUUGUUGUGUGGUUAGCAGUCCAAAAUAGGCUUGCUACCAAAGAUAGGCUGAUCAAAUGGAAUGUUAGUGUUGUUAGUACUUGUGAGCUGUGCAAGCAGUAUGAUGAGGACCUGAAUCAUCUGUUCUUCUCUUGCAAGUUUUCUUCUGAAGUUUGGCAGUUGGUUCUGAAUGACAUGGAAAUUCACAGGAGUGGUUUACAGUGGCAUGAAGAAGUGGAUUUGGCAGUUAAGAAGAGUAGGAGCUCAAAGAAGACUGAUACUACCUAUGCUAUGGCUUUCAUUGAGACUGUUUAUGGGAUUUGGUUGCAAAGAAACUCCCAAAUCUUCUCUAGCAAGGUUGAUCCCCCAAAGGUGGUUGCUAACAGGAUUCUUUUCUGUGUAGCUUGUAGACAGUAG
This is a messenger RNA of Spinacia oleracea (spinach), 669 nucleotides long. RefSeq lists its product as uncharacterized. The record is from RefSeq and is a predicted model, not a curated record. The transcript has a single exon. The coding region runs from base 1 to 669 and encodes 222 amino acids. Lineage: Eukaryota; Viridiplantae; Streptophyta; Magnoliopsida; Caryophyllales; Amaranthaceae.